AUGGAUUCAUUGGCUGCUAAUCACACUUCUACUCUGGUUGUCCAUUCAUCAACGCCUGUUGUGCCUCCAGUUGUCACAUCAGGUGUAGACGUUGGAUCCGGACCCAGUCUCGCGUACUGUCGCAAGGACGGCCUACCUUCAUCUGGAAAUUUAAAGAGAGCCAGUUUAUCUAUAAGUGCUUCAUCAGCCAUUCAAUCCGACUUGCGCGAUCCCAUCUCCCGCUCAACCCAUCUAUCCCCAUCCCAUUCUUGCUCUCCUAAGUCGCCUCCCUUUUCUAUACUUCCCGUGCCAUCUGCAUCCGUGGUUGCUGAAUCGGGAUCCUUGAACGGCGGGGAAACGAUCGCGCCCUCCGACGCUUUAGUCGUCGCUACUGCUGCUGCUGCUCUGAACGACGAGCCAAUGGAGCUACCUCUCGUUGAUACUGUGUCACCCGCACCUGCCGACACGCGUCCGACGAUGGCUGAGCUGUUGCAAAGUCAAGAGGUUAUUCGUCGCGAUAAAGCCGUGAUCGACGCCUUACGCAAUCGCAUCGAGACACCUAAGCCGCUCGCGCGUGACAUCGAAUCGAUCGAGCGCCAGUAUGCUGCCGGGCGUGACUGGUCGUUUGUCUCUUCUCGCAUAGAUCAAGCGCGGCCUUAUGAGUUGCCCCGCAAACGCUAUGAUAUGGUGAUUGACACGGGACGCACCUUCGCAAAGACACCACUGCAGAAGAUCAUGUCAUCGCUGACUGGUUCACACCACGGCAACGACGCGCUUGAGAAACUGUAUGGCGAUCACGCGAUUGAUCAAGUGUCGAAACUCCCCGGUGGCAAUCUUCGCGUCAAGAUGAAGACCAACGAAGCUUGCUUAUAG
Messenger RNA from Plasmopara halstedii, 852 nucleotides. RefSeq lists its product as uncharacterized. The record is from RefSeq and is a predicted model, not a curated record. The transcript has a single exon. The coding region runs from base 1 to 852 and encodes 283 amino acids. Lineage: Eukaryota; Oomycota; Peronosporomycetes; Peronosporales; Peronosporaceae.